ACAGUUCAUUUGUAGUUCCCUGAUAAGAUGCCAUCCACAGUCCACUGCCAUCGUAAAUCCAUAUGAUAAGGAUUCAGUCUAAAAAAUGAAUUAUGAUCAAAAUAUAGAAAACUUCAAAUUUAGAAAACUGUGAUUAGGUACACUAAAAGUGCAUUUUAGUAGCAUCGCCUGGCAUUACGUCAACAGAAAUUUUAUAAAAAUGUUCGUGUGUUCCUAUUGUGAUAAAACUUUUAAGUAUGAGAGCGAAAAGAAAAGACAUGAAAGGAGUCAUGUACCAGCGUUCGAAUGUCCAGAAUGUUUCAAAAAAUUUAGUUUUAUUUCAGCUCUAAGGCGUCAUCAGAAACAACAUGAAAGAGGAGAGCGCGUGAACUGCUCGGAAUGUGGCAGAAGUUUCCGAGAUGAUGCUCUUCUAAAACGCCAUAUCAAAUAUGCCCACGAAGAAGUGCAUAUAUGCACAAAGUGUCAAACAAAGUUUAACAGUCUCCAGGCACUACAAUCACAUGAGAAAACACACAAAGCAAAGUCUGAGAGGAGAUAUAAGUGUAGUUACAACGGUUGUACGAAAACAUUUAACUUUGCGCAUCACUUGAGGAAUCAUGAACCAACACAUUCUGGUCAAAAACAACACCACUGCAGUUCAUGUGGAAAGGGAUUCAUUCAAAUAAAUCACUUGAAAACACAUCUAAGGAGUCAUCAGCCGGAUUCUUGGUUGAAUUGUAUUGUACCCAGUUGUGGUAAAUUAUUUACAAAUGAAUAUGCUUUAAGAAGACAUCUUGCAAGACACAAAAACCAUGAAACGGACAAUAUGAAACAGGAGAUAAUUGAAGCUGAACGGAUGCAAAUUCAACAAUUAGAUAUAGAUAAAGUAUUUACAAAAGAGGUAGCGGACUGGUUUGAUAAGUAUCAACUGAAUGAAGAGUUAAACGUGAAGGAAAAUAAUGUGAUAGAACCAAAUAAUAAUGUACAAGAUAUACUUUCUCCUAGUAAUAAUAUAGAUGAUAAAACUAAAUUUAAUGAAGAAAGAAGACCUAUAGAACUCGAAAAGAAAAACAAGGAGAGUAAUUGUAAGAGUUGUUCCUGUGAUAAAUUUAUUAAGAACAACCAAAAAAACAAUAUGCCUGAACUUACAUACAAUAGCGAUGGAACAAUCAAAAUUAAAGAGUUUAUAGAUGAAGAUAUUAUAAUAGAAAAUAAAAUAGAUGUUGCAAUAGAAGAAAAAGAAGACAGAAGUGAAUCUAGUAAUAAUUUAAUUCCAUACAAUAGUUGCAAAGCAAUUCUCGGUAAAUGUAUUGUUUCUGGUAGUGGAACUAUCAGUGAGGAAUGCCUUUGUGCCAAAAUGGCUAUAGAUGAUAACCAAAUGAUAUCUCAAGAGAUUGAUGAAAUCACCCCACGUCCAGUUCAAUCUAUGGCAUAAAGAAAAAUAAAAAUGUGUUUACAAAUG
Messenger RNA from Colias croceus (clouded yellow), 1441 nucleotides. RefSeq names its product zinc finger protein 572-like. Gene Ontology annotation, biological process: regulation of transcription by RNA polymerase II. Bases 200 to 1414 code for a protein of 404 amino acids. Lineage: Eukaryota; Metazoa; Arthropoda; Insecta; Lepidoptera; Pieridae. Gene Ontology annotation, molecular function: RNA polymerase II cis-regulatory region sequence-specific DNA binding; DNA-binding transcription factor activity. The transcript is spliced from 6 exons. The record is from RefSeq and is a predicted model, not a curated record.